Messenger RNA from Chondrus crispus (carragheen), 1556 nucleotides. Its product is annotated as Adenosine 3'-phospho 5'-phosphosulfate transporter, PAPST. Lineage: Eukaryota; Rhodophyta; Florideophyceae; Gigartinales; Gigartinaceae. Gene Ontology annotation, biological process: transmembrane transport. The record is from RefSeq and is a predicted model, not a curated record. Gene Ontology annotation, molecular function: 3'-phosphoadenosine 5'-phosphosulfate transmembrane transporter activity. Bases 1 to 1095 code for a protein of 364 amino acids. Gene Ontology annotation, cellular component: endoplasmic reticulum membrane; Golgi membrane. The transcript is spliced from 2 exons.
AUGGCCACCCCCGAGAAGAACUCCGAGCCGGAGCCCACGGCCGCGCCCGAGCCGGUCGGCAUCUGGAAGUAUGUCCCCUCCCCGCGCGUCAUGAUGUGCGUCGUGGGUAUCAUCGGCUCGCUCUUGUUAUACGCCCUGCUGCAGGAGAGGAUCAUGACCAAGCCUUACUUCACGGGCGAGGAGCCCGACGGGGAGGACGGCGAGUACUUCAAGAACACCUUGGUCCUCGUCUUUGCGAAUCGCUUUUCCGCCGCGUUCGUCGCCGCCCUCGUCCUCCUCGUUAAGGGCGACUGGGGAGAGCUUCGGAAUAAGGCCCCGCUGUAUAAGUACUUCCUCAUCAGUUUUUCCAAUGUCAUCGCCACGAGCUGCCAGUAUGAGGCCCUCAAGUGGGUCACCUUCCCCACUCAGACUUUGGCAAAGUGCUGCAAGAUGAUUCCAGUUAUGAUUUGGGGUACCUUCAUGUCCGGCAAGAAGUAUGGCCCGGUCGAGUACGGUGUCGCCAUCUUCGUCGCCCUCGGCUGCACAGUUUUCCUCGUCUCCGGAAACAUCAAGGCGAAGAAGGCCAGCGCGGAGGACUCGUGGUUCGGACUCCUUCUCAUGCUUGGUUAUCUUGGUUUUGACGGCUUCACUUCCACCUUCCAGGAGAAGCUCUUCUCUGGCUACCAGAUGACUAUCUACAACCAGAUGCUUUACGUCAACCUUUGCUCCGGUAUGAUGAGCAUCGGCUUCCUCGUCGCCUCAGGCAAGGUCCUCGAUUCGAUCGCCUUCCUCACAAAGUACCCCUCAGUUGUCGGAGACAUGAGCAUUCUCUCCUUCUCCGCGGUGUCUGGUCAGUUUGCCAUCACCUACACCAUCAAGGAGUUCGGCGCUUUGUUGUACGCCACCAUCAUGACUAUUCGCCAGUUCCUUUCCGUCUUCAUGUCGAACCUCAUCUUCCGCCACGGUAUGACCCCCUUGCAAUGGCUUGGUGCCGUCGUCGUCUUUGGCGCCUUGUUCUACAAGACGUACGCGAAGGCAAACAAGCCUAAGGCUGGACCCAAGACUGACGCCCCGGCCGAGGUCACUGUCCCGCUCACACAGCAGCCGGCCAAGUAAACGCUCGUCCCAAUUCAUUUUCUUGCACCGGCGUUUGAGGCAGGUUGUGUUGAUGUCGCGGUCACGGAGUGGGGGUGGGAGGAAUGUGUGACGUUGGAUGGGAUGUAAAGCAGGAGUGAUAUCUCCUAUUUGAUCGUUUUGUUUCGCAGUCUUUUUUGCUUUUGGUCUCGAUUAUUCCGGGCCCGCGCUUGUUGCAGGCAACUUUUUUUUGUUGGUUUUGGUAUAUCCGCGGCGUGGUGACGUGUUCUGGCAGGACUUGAUGCCUGUCUAAACAUUUGUAAGACGUCUUUUCGCGUGCGAAGUCAGAGCUAGUGUAGGCACACUGACAGGUUGAGGAGGUGGAGAUGAAGCUAUGGACAAAGCUACGGGGUAGGCACAGUUUGUAGUGUUCGUAAGGAAGUAUACGGGCUCAAAACAGACUUUUUAAACAUCCUUCAACAUUGUAAACAGGUCCCGUACAG